CGGUCCUGAGAGAGGUCUGAGCACCUGUCUGACACAAUAGCCUGAACCUUACACUGUGUCCCACACAUACAGACACUGACUAGUGACUACUCUGACAGAGGAAGUGAUGCAUGUGCAUUCAACUGUGAUGACCCGUCCUCACAGGAAGAGCAGAGGAGCUGGAAGCAGAAGAUGCCACGCUGGUCGAUACAUGUACCAUGAGGAGUACAGGAGAGCUACGCUGAAGACAGACGGGAGAAAACAGUUCACCUGGACACAUUUCACAGGUCACGUUGAGCCCAUGCGGUGGUCCAUGCUAGCCCUGCUGCUCUUGUCCUGCAGCCAGAUAUUUGCCCAGUGCCCAGGUGACAUCUGUCCACAGAACGCCGACCCCGAACAGGAUGAUGUCACGGCCAACCCUGUGCCGACCGUGGAUCCUAAACUCUUUAACAAGAGACGGUAUCGCUCACCUCGCGUUCUGUUCAGCGAACUACCGCCCGACUCAGAGCCCGCUGGGCACCAGAUGAGGAGCAGGGCGAAGAGGAAAGCAGGAGAGCCUCAACACCGUGGAGUUUACUCCGUCUGCGAGAGUACUAGCACUUGGGAGGGAAAUAAAACCAGAGCUACAGACAUCUCGGGUAAUGAGGUCACAGUCUUGCCUGAUGUUCUCAUCAACAACUCCAAAAAAAAGCAGUACUUUUUUGAGACGACCUGCAGCAGCGGGCGGACUGGAGGAUCCGGGUGUUUGGGAAUUGAUGCACGCCACUGGAAUUCACACUGUACCAAUUCACACACGUUUGUGCGAGCGCUGACUUCAUUCAAGAACCUGGUAGCAUGGAGACUCAUAAGGAUCAAUGUAGCUUGUGUGUGUGUGCUGAGCCGAAAGUCUUGGAGACAAUAACAAACUGGCUGCUUUUCAACACGCCAGCGCCGGCCUUAUGAUAUUAAACUUGAUAUUCCUCCACGUGGACAUUUUCCUUGUGCAAACUAUCCACUUAACUUAUGACAUAAAGCAGACUGUUUAAGGAGAAUAAAUAUGAUGUUUUUGACAUAGGAAACUACAGUGGAAAGACUUGGACUUCAGAGUGUUUUUUCAGUUCUUUUUUUAAGUAUUUCUGUCUUGUUAAGAUAAUAGUUUUCUUUUGGAGCAGUACGAGAACAUGUACAUACAGUGUUGUGUGUGGUAAUUGUUAUUUAUUAAACUGCAUCAUUAUUGUCUAGUUUAUUUUGUGCAUAUUAGGAGAUGAGGUCAUUUUAAAGGAACAUUCUAAGUUAAUUACAACUUAAAAUUUUAAUGUCUGUCAUCAUUUACUCAUACUUGAAAACCUCAGUCUCCGUUCAUUAUAAUUGCAUUGAACUAUUUGUCUUUUUGUUUCUUCUGUAGAAGAAAUAAAGUUAUAUGGGUUUGGAAUGACAUGAGAGUGAGUAAAUGAUGACCGAAAUUUCACUUUUGGAUGAGCCUAUUGUUAAUGUGACUUCAAAAGAAACCUAAUUUCCUUUCUAAUACGUUCAUGUUGAUUUGUGCACAUUUUUCCAAAGGAAUUAAUGACUGAAUGACUUUCAUUUUUGGCUGAUGUCACCAAGCCCCUCCAACCAAAAUUUUCACAGACAGCUUGUCAGUCAGUUACCAAUGGUUCAAAAAGUCCAGGCUCCAGUUGCAAGAAGUGUAUUGUAAAGAGUUUUCUAAACCUUAGGGAUUUCUUACAAACCCCUACUGGCCUAUAUGUUCUUGUUAAAUAUACUGACUCUAAAAUACAUCAUCUUAUCAAAUUAAAAUGGUUUCAUGUUGACUGAA
Carassius carassius (crucian carp) is the source of this 1774-nucleotide messenger RNA. RefSeq names its product nerve growth factor-like. Lineage: Eukaryota; Metazoa; Chordata; Actinopteri; Cypriniformes; Cyprinidae. The record is from RefSeq and is a predicted model, not a curated record. The coding region runs from base 107 to 880 and encodes 257 amino acids. Gene Ontology annotation, biological process: positive regulation of peptidyl-serine phosphorylation; memory; regulation of neuron differentiation. Gene Ontology annotation, molecular function: growth factor activity; nerve growth factor receptor binding. The transcript is spliced from 3 exons.